This is a messenger RNA of Varanus komodoensis (Komodo dragon), 836 nucleotides long. Its product is annotated as ganglioside GM2 activator-like. The transcript has 2 exons. Bases 380 to 730 code for a protein of 116 amino acids. Lineage: Eukaryota; Metazoa; Chordata; Lepidosauria; Squamata; Varanidae. Gene Ontology annotation, molecular function: lipid carrier activity; enzyme activator activity. Gene Ontology annotation, biological process: lipid transport; ganglioside catabolic process. The record is from RefSeq and is a predicted model, not a curated record. Gene Ontology annotation, cellular component: cytoplasmic side of plasma membrane.
CCCGGUGCUAGCUCUUCCAACACUAAAAGCAAACAUUUUUUACACUCGAAACAUCUCGACUGUAGAGGAAGGAGACGGCGCGUCUAGUGACUGCGGGGGAGGGGAGAAAGGUGAACCUGCAACUGAACGGAGCGAACAUCCCCUCGCAUACUGCUUGCCGAUUCAGCUAUUUGCUGCCUCCAGCUAGUUGGUUGGUUGUUUUUGCGCAGUAAGCCCAGUUCCUUUUCUGCGGCCGCCAGGGCUAUAAAGUCCGGACCCAACGGCGAGCUCUUCCAGCUGCUGCGUGAUCGGUUUCCUCGGUUGGCUUCAUACCCUCCGUCUCCCAUCUUCACUCUCAUCUGCCUUCCCUUCGCCGAGGAGUCCCGGAGCAGUCCUAGAAAUGCAGCCACUGGCGCUCUUGCUGACGCUGUGCGUCUUGCAAACGUGGCCGGCAGUUUUCGGGGACCUUCAGCACCAGCCGUUUGUCGUGCUGGGCAACGACUGGCCCAAGAAGCUGAGCAAGGCCCAAAACUUUGCGUGGGAGAACUGUGGCCCUUCGUCAGAUCCUGCUGUGCUUAAGAGUCUGUCUAUAAGCCCAGAUCCACUCACCAUUCCAGGAGAUAUGUCUAUCAGUGCAUCUGGUGCCACCACUAUAAACCUUGUUUCACCUCUGAAGGUAUGUAAAGGUUAUGGAGCUGCACCAGGCAGAAACAGGUCUUCAUAUCUCUGGUAUUAUCCAAAAUGCGCUUGAACUGUUCAGCGCUCUUGAAAGAUGCAACAUCUCAUCCAGGUCUGGGACCAUAUUGCUAAGGGCUUGCAUGGCUCCCAGUGCAUCAAGAACACUUCGCUGGGGAGUG